AUGAAGAAAGGAGACAAAACCAUGAAAGUGUCCCACCCAAAGUCCCACCCUUGUUCAAGGCGAAAUCUCCACUACAGGAAGGAUAUCAAGAAGAAAUGCUAUAGCCGACCACAACCAUCAUACCUAUGGAGGUUUAAGGAAGGUUUCAAAGGAGGAACAUACCCAAUCCCAAGGAACAAGGCGCGCACCACAUGGGAAUGA
This is a messenger RNA of Microthlaspi erraticum, 201 nucleotides long. NCBI's taxonomy places the organism in Eukaryota, Viridiplantae, Streptophyta, Magnoliopsida, Brassicales, Brassicaceae. The record is from the annotation of a GenBank genome assembly.